GAUCAAUUCUCUCAUAUUUUUCCCCCUCUCAUCUUGUUCUCAUAAGAAAUUUGAUCACCUACACUGAUCCUCACCAAAGAAGGAAAUGCAUCCCUCCAUCUCCAACUUAGGCAUGUGAACCCCAACUCCUCAAACCAGAAAGCCUACAUGAAGCUCCAGGAGGGUUGCCAUGUUUACAUUCGCUUUCCCACAUAAUUACUUGUGCGAAGAUCCUUUUGGUGCACAAACCUCACACUGAAGGCAUCUCCCUAAACUUCCCCAUUCAGUUCACAGUGUUUUUGCUAAACAGACCGUAUCCCUAAGCACUCUUGCUAUUCUUCUUGCACCAGAUUUUUUUUGUCAUUUGGCUGUGGUACUUAUAGCAGACAUGUCAAAAAGGACGAGUAUGAGAUUUUAGCCUUAAUCUCUUUCAGAACCAGAACUGUCACACGACUUUUAAAAGCCCCUUUCUCUUUUAUGCCAAAGGGUUUGUGUAUUUUCUCACUUCUUCGUGUAUCCCCAUGGUAGUCUCAGUCUUGGUUCCCCAGGGGAGGUUUCUCUUCAGCUCUAGGACUAUGUCAGCAAUGGAGGUCAUGCAUCACACACAACAAUGAUAUCUUUAUGAUUUUUUUUAAUUAUGAAUGUCAUGAUUUUCAUAUCUUUUCUUUUUUCUCCCUGUUUGUACAGCCAAAAUCAUGGACUCAAAGCUGGACUCAGACAGAUUAUUUUUGUUUGUAUGGAAUAUGACACGGUAAUGGCCUUAGGAAUGUGCCAUUGGUUUUGUUCUUUCAGUAAGCUCAGAAAUUUGCUAUAGAAAGGCUAGGAUAAAAAAACAAAACAUAAAUAGAUGAAAAAUCUGCUAAGAAAUAACUUUACAAUGGAAAAUUCAGUGUUCAUCUUUGGAUUAGUUUUUAAGUUCCAUUAGUUUACAGGAAGACUUUUUUUUGUGCUAGAUUUACAGGCUUUCCUAUUGUACAGCAAAUAUAGUUCACAUUCAUAUAGUACUUUAUUUGGAUUCCUACCUGGGAUUCUCAGUGCAUUUACAGAUGUGCAUGUGAAAUGUGGAAAAGAGGUAAGGCAGUGGUAUGCUAAUCAUCAUCAACAAUUUCUCUCAGUAAAUAUAUUAAUGUACUAACCCAAAAUAACUAAUAGAACUUUUUCAUCGUAGUUCAAAAGAAAAUCAUAGUUGCAGAUGUGCAUUGCCCAAGUCAGCCAUAAUUACCUUGGAAGGGAAGUUUUUGUUAUUCUGUUUUUGUCGUUUAAAUUAUACACACUUUAUAUACACCGUCGAGGUUUCAUCCUCUUCUGCCAGCCUAUGUUUUUAACAGCGAGGGAAUUUGACAGAAUGGUGACUAAUCCAAGAUCUUGUGGAUGUAAGAUUUCAUCAUGACCUACUUUGCCAAAUAAUUUGAUGUGAAUGAUUGGAUAUUCAUACACUUUGCUGGUGUUCAUAACUUCUAUUUGCCUGCUCUAACCAAAAUAUGGAAGGUGCAUUUCUAUGAAGUAUCUACGUGGAACAUCCAUUAUCACUGAUGUUUCAUCAAGAAAGCAUUCACUGGAAUAACUUGAUUGGUAUGAUAGGACCCCAGAAUUGUGCUAGAGCUAUCUGGUAAGCUACAACACAUGCUGGUUUAGUAAAGGUAUGGGAGCAUUCCUUUUCUUCAUGCUCUUCCUGCCGUGCCGUGAGUAUAGCAGAUUGUAAUUCUGGGUGAUUCAACCUGGGUAGAGGAGAAUGGUGUCACAUCAUUUACCUUUAGGCUUCAUCGUACUGGAGCAGCUGUCAUAUGGUCAUGAGAUACCGUAUGUAUAAUCAGAUACAAAAGUUGUGUUGUUAAUUCUGGUUAAGUACCAAACAUCUAGUAAAUUCUGUUAGGUCCUCCAUAUAGUUUCACAGGUUUUAUUCAAUUGGCAGACAAAGACACAACACAGCUAUUGUCAUUCACUGUACUUGUCAUAUGCUUAUGGGAAGAAGAACGGCUAUAACCUUUUUGGCUUUUUCAUAGGCUUGUUUUAGGGGAGUUCUGAACUAUAGCAUGGAUCAUCUGCUUCUGUGAGUGGCCAGUGCAGAGUGUAUUUAGACAUGCAUUAGAACUGAGAAACUGUAAGCCAUGCAGUGUCAGGCUGAUUGAUUUCCUUGAUUGGUAGAUUAUUUUUUUUUUUUUUUUUUUUUUUUUUUAUGAAACUUUUUAAAACUAGUUGAGAAACUUGAUAAAACCUAUCUUGGUUCCUCUUGAAUUUUAGAAAAAUGUGAUCUACUAGAAUUAACACUUUUCAUUUCAUUUGAAGUCAUUGUUAGCAUAUACAUGGGCUUGUAAACGCACAACACAAAUGGAAAUCACAGGAUGUUAGUAAGGGUCAUGGGUUGGCUUGGAAAAAAAUAAAUAAAUAAAGAUAAAUUAAUCAAUUAAUUAAUUAAUAAAAAAAAUUAUGAUGAUGAUAGAUCAGCAAAUAGGAGAAAGUAUUAAUAUGCUUAAUGUGCAUAUUUACUCAAAUCUUUUGGAAUACACAACAUCAUUGAUUAUAACCUGAAAUUGGAAAAUAGUUGAAUAGAUAAUGAAAGUUUGAUUUGAUACGCCUGUCUAGGGUAACUUGAGAAACAAUCUACAUAUAAUAAAGUUUUGUUAUUGUAGGGUUGUCAGUCCAAGGAUAUCAUUCCAUUAUCCAAAUUUACAAUACAUGAUAUUGAAUCAGAGAAGAAAUCAUGUAAGUUUCUUGCCAUGUCAUCAACAGUGGAUUAAUGUAUGCGAGAAAUGAUGGAGGGAAAGUUGGUUUUACAGGCAUAUGUGAAGAACUACAAGCAAGUAUUUUUGAUGAUUAAAAGAGCAGUUCAUUAGUUGAAGUCACAAACAAGUGAAAUAUCUCAUCUGAUAUAAAGAGUUCAAUAUACUCAUUCAAACAUACACUUGUCACACAUUCAUAAGUGAGCUGAAAUAUCUGCACACCCUUACCAAUACACGGACACUCUCACUUUUUCUUAUUCUCUGAUGCUAGCACAUACACUAUAAAUAUAUGUAUACAUACUUAUAUGUACAGAUAAGUAGAUCUAUAUAUAAUUACAUGUUUGUAAUUGUUUGGAUUGUCACUUUACCAAGAUUAGAUACUAGAGACCUCAUCGGGUGUUGUACAAAAAAAUGCUUGUGUGUGAGUCGCUGGGAUGUCGCACAAAGCUUGGAAUGUGUUCUGUUUAGAUCUCCUUUUGACGUCUGUGCUUCCGUUUUCUCUUCAAGGACUUUCAGAUUGUGUAAUGCAUGAUCCUCCUCCUUCUUCUUUUUUGUGGCUGUGUGUGCAAUUAACCAUCUUUGUGUUUGGAAAGAGUUUCGCAAUGAACCCGCCGCCACUCCCACACCCCCUCCCCUCCCCUCCCUCAAGGACACCUCCCUUCCCCUUCCCCCCCUUCUCCCCCAUCCCUCUUUUACCACUUGGAAUUUAGGCCCUCGACACAUUUUUGAAGAGAGGUAAAGAUUUUCAAGUUUUGAUACAUUUCAGGAUAAACUGAUGUCUGAUGCCCCAAUGGGAUCAGUAGAAAUUUCGGACAGUGUGAAUGGCAGUAGUUUGACCUCAGAGAAUGGCACAUUCCUGAUAUCUGCUCCCGACAGUGAACCACAUGGAAAGAUGCCUGGAGUUUUAUUCCCUGAACAAGACCUCAAAAAUGACGAAGAAGAGAAGGAAACUCAUGCCAGAGAUCUUUACGAGGACUAUGACACAGACGCGCACCACGAGAUGUUGACAAACCAUUCUCGGGGGGAGCUGGAUGAGUAUGAGAUGGAACUAACCAACUGGCCACCGGUGAUAAACUCGACAGAAGCUCAAGGAGACGGAGAUGAUAACCAGCUUAGCAUUUUUACAGGCUUACUUAACAUCUCUCUAGAAGAUGACUUAACCAUGUAUAUCAUCAUUGGAGCAGCAGGCCUUCUUCUCUUCAUUAUCAUUGUCAUCACAUCCAUCGUCGUUUACCGCAAAAAAUACCCCGUUCGCCUGGGGUUAGGGCGCAAGUUCGACACUUUCCAGAACCCCAUAUACGAGAAAACGGUAGUGAGGAUGCCCAUGCAGGUAGAAGAAACAGAGGUAGGGAGGAAGAAGAGUGAUGCGGAGGAAAUGAGUGAUUGCACAGUGUUAGAAUGAGUUGGACUUUGUAUUUCACAUGAAAUAGCAGGAUGAGUUUGUGCUUGAACGGUAUAAUGUGAUUGAUAGUCUAGUCUGGAUGAAGAGUUUGAUUUUUUAUCAUUUUAUAGUAUUUUCAAAUUGAAAGUAUUGCAGUAUUUGCUUUGGAAAGUGAAAGUACAGGUAUGGCUUAUAAAGCAUCGAGAGAAACGAAUUUUAUUGAAGGAAAGGUGAUUCUGCUGUAUUAGCUAGUAUUAAGACAUUCCUCUUGGCCUGCAAGAAAAAAAAACAAAAACGGAAGAGUGCAGGAAAGUGUCUUAUGGGUCCAAUUUAAGUGAUACAUGCAAUUCUUGUCAUGUCGUUGGUGAUCUCAUGCUCCAGGAUUUUUCUAAUGAUAAUCAAUAAUGUAUAUUUAGAAUUAUAAUCCACUUUGUAGUGAAUGGAACAAAAAAAACUGCACUUGACAAGGAUAAUCAAAUGAUACACAUUGACAAGAAUUGCAUAUGGGCAUUUUAUAUUAUGUGCAACAUGAAAGUGUAUUAUUAAUUUUUAGGAACAUUUUAUUUUUUGAUACCUGGAUUGACCCAAAUCUGUUUUGUUACGAUUCUUGUGUCCCAAGAUAAUAAUCCUCGUCAGGGAGAUAUUGACGUCAGAAUUAGUCUGAUAAUGUAUGCAUGGUUAACGUUUGUGUACCAGUAUGGAUGAUUUACAAUAUCUGCUCCUUAUAGCUGUUAUUAUCACUGUUCAUUGGAAGUGAUAUAGGGAAAAGGAAUAUGGAGUAAUCCAAAUGCAUUCAGACAGAGAUAUUUGAACUUAUUAUUUUUAAACUCCUGAUAAAAUUGCUGACUUGCUUCCGUUGGAUGAUAGCCCAUGGAGUAAGUUCGUAUUAUUUCAGGAAUUGAUUAUUACUUUAGGUACACCAACUGCAGAUUUUACCACCACUUUUGUAGGCGUGAGUUCUAAGAGUAGACCUAAGAAUAGACAGAUUACUGAUCUACACAGUGCAUAACCUGUGUUUAAUAAAAGUAUCAUAAGUCCUGUUCUGGUGUCCUGGCACAGGUUGCAGCUAAAUACUAGAAGUCAGUAUUUAUUUAAUCUCAACACUAUGUAUUGCUUACAUAUCUCUACAUUGUGCUAAACUUUUAAAAAGUCCAGAUGUAAGAUGGGCUGUUGUCUUCACUCACCCUUUGAUCACCGGUGCUCUACUAGAGUAAGGUUUUUUUGUUUGAAAUCUCAGUUAGUUUUAGGAACCUAUCUAUUUUUUUAUAAGAUGUUGCAUGGUGCUUUAAGUUUAUUGAGCUCAGUUUUAUUUCAGAGCUGUAGAUGGCUGAGAACAAGCUUUGUUUUAUAUGUUUUUAUUCUAUAUGUUUAUGACCAAAUAGUGAAUGUGACCAGUGCUGCUAUUCCCUUGGAUUCUCAAGCUAAACGUCUACAGCUUCAGCUUUGAUGUUUGUUUGUUUUUAUGUUGGGAAUUUUUUGUCUUCAUUUUACGCUUCUGGUUCUCGAGGAAAUCUUCGCAUUCAUCAAAGAUUUUCCAAGUACAAAUGAAGACAAGUUAUUUGCAUUUUUCAAAAAGAAAGAAAAGCCGAAGAAUCCAAUAUUACUAUAUUAUGAAUGCAAGUUAUUUUCAUAGAGUAAGUUUAGCAAAAAGGGAUAAGAAAAUUCAAGCUUUGAUUUUCUUGUAAAUGGAAAGUCACGUAACAUUCUGUUUUGUGCCAAAGUUCUGUAAAUACACUAGUUUUGUCAAUACCUCAGAAUGUUGGGAUAUUUUUUGUUGUACCUGAUUCUAUGGGUAUUUGACCAAGCACAAAUUGUAUUUUAUGUAUAAAGUGCAGUGCAUCCUUACCGUAAGGAGUCGGGUGGGAUUGGUGUAGUUCGUCCUUUGUGAAGCAUUGGAGAGCACAUUAUGUUGACUUCCUGCAUCGUUGUUGAUUGAGAUAAUCAUUGCCAUGAAAAUCACUUCUCACUUUCACAGUUUUAUAAUGUAAUUGACCUGGUUACGGGAUUGAAGCAAAUAGUGAACAAUGGCAGCUUUAUAUGGUGAUUAUAAGUUUUCUUCUUUCUUUUUCUUUUUUGAUUUUUUUUUUUUUUUUUUUUUUUUUUUUUUUUUUUUUUGCUGUAGUUCUUUUUCUUUUUUACUUCAAAGUUCUUUACAGGAAGGAAGCACUGCAUAAAUAAAAGCAAAACUAUAGUGUUGGUUAGAUUGCAAAAGAGUAAACCCAAGAGCUGCUAAUCAUUCAAGUAUUAUAUCAUGUACACUGUUUUUGAAAAUUCAUGUAUUGCUGAUAUCUGUUAACCACAGGUAUGUAUUCUUUUGUAAUGCCUCCAUUUCCAUACAGUAGUCGCAACUGCCACUCCCCUUUUUUUAUUGUGUACAUUUACAGCUGCAAUGUGUAUGAACCCACACUUAUUUCUAGUCAAGUAACAAAUCAUGUGUGCUAAUUCUUGGUUCUCUAAACUGUAGCUUACAAUUUGCCCUUGCUUGCAUAUGUGCAGAUCCUACGGGGAGGUGUCGUGCGUUGGCGGGUGAUUUUCUCCAGGGUCUGUAGCGUGUUGCUGCCGAGAUUCAUCCAGGGCAGUUCUGAUUUAAGCGAAAUUCUUUAUUUUGUGAUACAGACAUAAACCAAUGUUAAAAUUGUCUCGUGCCCUGGAUCUACCUCUCCUAUAGACAUCGCUUGCUGGUGAUAUAUCCUGAUGUAGCUUUUUCGUCUGCAAUACUGUACUUUAUUUUUCAUCUUUGUCUUCUUCUAAAUUGGAAAAGUCAGAGCAGACUAGAACUAUAGUUAUAAUUCAUCCAAUUUUUUAUGUUUUUUUUUUUUUAAUGUUUUGUCUUUGGUAUAUUGCUCAGAUUAUUGUGAUGCAAUAAUACUCAUUGUGGCUCAAGUUAGUAGUGAAUUCAGUAUUGUAGAAUGAUCUUUAUUUCCCAGCUUUCUACAGUUGUUGAAAUAGUAAAUAACUAAAUAUUCUGAAUGUGGGCUUGUGUCUUGCACUGUAAAUUAUUUAGCCUGCAAAAAGACGACAGAUUUUUAAAGAGCUGGAAAAACAUGGGAUUACCAACCAGAAUAUCAAAAUGUAUUAAUUAGUAGUAUUUGCACUUUAAAGAGCAUUAGAUCUGAAGUAAAAUAUUCAAUAAUAGUCUCUGGUUUUGUUUUGGUUUGGAUGAAGUAAUGUUUGGUACAUAAAAAUACACAUCAGAAUAUAUGCUCAAUGUCAGAGGUGGCUGGUGGAUUUUGACAGAUAAUUUUUUCAGUACAGUAGAACUAAAUGUUGAAAAGUAAUGGGCAGGUAAUUAAAAGCUACCAGGUAUUAAAGACUGAAGUUAUUGUUUAAGAAAGUGAUAUAGGAUCUUUUUUUAGCACUGUGCUUAAAAAAAAAAAAAAGUUUUUCCAUGUAUCUUUGGUAAUGAAGAGACCUCUGUUUGGGAAAAAGGUCUUCACUUAAGGUGAAAUUAUAUUGAAAUUUUCUCAUUAAGUAAUUUCUAAUAUAUAGCCAUACCAGUCUUAAGAAGUGAAUAAUACUCAUAACAAAUAUUUGCCAGCUUAUAGGUAUUACAUCCUGUGAAGUUAGCAGUCAGUUUGCAUUACUGUAUGACUCUUUGUCCACAAAAUUUGUAAUGACCAGAUUUUGAGAUUGGACGGAGAUUCUUUCAAAAAAAAUAUAGUAAGAGCUAUUUUAUUAAUGAAAGCAAAUUUCUUAAGGUGAAAUGUGGCUACUUGGCAUUGAUUAGAAAUGGCAAAAUCCGGUGUUAGGAUUAUCAUCGAAUUGAGAGUAAGUCUAUGGAUGCCAUUUUAUCUUAUAGCUAAGCAAUUGUAAUUUGUAUAAGUUUAAAAAGAAACUUCAUUUGUCGUUGUAAUUUUUAACAACUAGAAAUCACAAGCAUUUCAUUAUCAUCUGCUAGUUUAGGUUUUUAUCAUGUAACAAAAAAAAAAAAGAAAAUUAAAAAUGCAUUGUCUUUCAUGGUGAAAGUGACUUUUCUGUCCUGUUGUCAUGAAGCAGGUGUUGUUGGUGAAGUUAUGUGGUCCCUCAUUAUAAUGCAACAAUAAUCAAUUGCUUGUAAUCUUCCUAUUUUCUAUACUGUAUGGAAGCUUUCAUUAGUAAAUGUUGAUAAGUUUG
This is a messenger RNA of Penaeus chinensis, 8193 nucleotides long. RefSeq lists its product as uncharacterized. Lineage: Eukaryota; Metazoa; Arthropoda; Malacostraca; Decapoda; Penaeidae. The record is from RefSeq and is a predicted model, not a curated record. The coding region runs from base 3475 to 4101 and encodes 208 amino acids. The transcript has 2 exons.